GAAACGAAUCAUUUUUCCUUUCAGGUGUUCGAUGAUGUGAUAACGACGGUGGAAGAAAAGCCGGCAGACGUGUCAGAUGCAUGCUCACGACUUACGUCGGUAGGAAAAAUGCAUAGGACUAAAGUCAGUGGAAUGGACGGUAGCCAGUUUCAGCAAAUGGAAGAGCCAUUCCUUCAUAUGAUUAGCGAAGUAUUACAGGAUCGUUAUAACGAUAAAGCGGAAAAUUUGUUUAGGAAAUUUUAUCAGUUCUGCCUCAAAUACAUUUUGGAAGGUUUUAAUUCUUAG
This is a messenger RNA of Gongylonema pulchrum, 285 nucleotides long. The record is from the annotation of a GenBank genome assembly. Lineage: Eukaryota; Metazoa; Nematoda; Chromadorea; Rhabditida; Gongylonematidae.